Messenger RNA from Triticum dicoccoides, 895 nucleotides. RefSeq lists its product as uncharacterized. The transcript is spliced from 3 exons. Bases 1 to 648 code for a protein of 215 amino acids. The record is from RefSeq and is a predicted model, not a curated record. NCBI's taxonomy places the organism in Eukaryota, Viridiplantae, Streptophyta, Magnoliopsida, Poales, Poaceae.
AUGACUGACCAUACUCCACCAUCCACCAGGAGAGAAGUACUCGAACUACUAUCCCUACAAUCACGGAUCGGGAGUCGCCCACCACGGCCGACGCUGCCGCGCCCAACCUCCACCGCGGCCGACUGCCUCCACGCGAAUUCCCUUGCGAGGCUCUCUGGCGACCACACCGCCUACUCCAGAGGCGAGGAGCUUGCCGGCGUCCAGCUCCUCAAGGAGAAGCGCGCUCCACCGCCGACGCUGCCGCGCCCAAAUCCCACCGCGGCCGACCGCCUCCGCUCUCUCGAUGGGGAUCCGCUGCGGCAGUGCCAGGACGUUCACCAUCGCCACCGCAGUCUGUUCACCGCGGACGCCACAUGCCUGCACCCCACGGCCGGCCACCGCGCGUCUGGAGCGCGCUCUUCCGCCUAUUCCCAGUGUGUCGCCGCCGGCUCACCCGAGCGCGCCGCUGAUGGCCUUCGGUGCUAUCGCAGGCACCAAGACCGUCGCUGUGCUGGUGCAUAUUUCGUGAGAAAAUCCCGACGUCCAGCUCUUCAAGGAGAGGAGCCUGCCACCGCCGACGCUGGCAUUGCCAUGGGUGCCCAUCCUUGCUGUCCGAUGGAACCGCUCAGACGGUCAUACCGCGGUCGUCGUCAGAAUCAUCCGAGUUGAUUUAACCAAUUUUUGAAUCCUCGCUGAAUAAGCAGGAAGUUGUAUUUGGAAGCUUUCUUGGACUUAUAUCGUAAUCAUGGUAUAUGGCUUGAUUGUCUCAUGUGGUGCUUGCAUGGUAUGUGUGUGAUGAUUUUCCUGAAAGGCAGAAGUUUUAUCAUGCUAUGUUCUUUCAACUUAUGUGUAACAUUUUGGUUUUCUUAUGGACUCAAAUCUGAUAUACUAGACCCAAACCUUUAUCCUUCUUCCA